AGCUUCAUGGAAACAAACACACUUUAGGCCUACUGCAAGUUCAUUUCUUUGUCACUUUCUACCAGACAAUUUUAACUUGCUCAUCUGUGAUCUGGAUAAAUUGAGUGAUUUUUUUUAUAGUAGUAAUAUCCUUGGGGACCACGGCCCUGCAAGUCUGGUCAAGUUUUGUAAAUAGUGCGAAAUCUAGGCUACUUCCUGGGAAUGUUUUUUUGUAGGAGGUGUGUCUACUUGUGAAAUAUUUGUUUGUUGUGUAACCCAUACCUAAGUGACAUUCUAGACCUACGCCCAGUGUGUCCCAUACCUAAGUGACAUUAUAGACCUAUGCCCAGCGCUUCUAAAAGGGAAAGAAUGUUAAACCAAAGCAGGAUCCUUAUAAAAGGAGGGAAAAUUGUGAACGAGGAUUGCUCCAUUAUCAGCGAUGUCUACAUUGAAGACGGAAGAAUUAAAGAAGUCGGAUUAAACCUCCAAAUCCCUGCUGGAGUUACCGUUAUAGAUGCCACAGAUAAACUGGUGAUACCGGGUGGUAUCGAUACCCAUACCCACAUGGAGUUGGCAUUUAUGGGCACCAAAGCAGUAGAUGAUUUCCAUAUUGGAACUAAGGCUGCCCUGGCAGGAGGGACCACCAUGAUCCUAGACUUUGUGAUCCCCCAGAGAGGCACGUCUCUGCUGGAGGCCUAUGAUAGGUGGAGGGUCACUGCUGACGCCAAGGUCUGCUGCGACUACUCCCUCCAUGUGGCAGUCACAUGGUGGAGCGACAAGGUCAAAAAGGAAAUGGAGACUUUGGCCAAGGAGAAAGGUGUCAACUCCUUCAAGAUGUUCAUGGCAUACAAGGAUGUGUUCAUGCUUCAAGACCAUGAGCUGUAUGCUGCGUUUUCCCAAUGCAAAGAGAUUGGAGCCAUAGCCCAGGUGCACGCAGAGAAUGGAGACCUUAUUGCAGAGGGGGCUAAGAAGAUGCUGUCCCUGGGCAUUACAGGUCCGGAGGGUCAUGAGUUGUGUCGUCCUGAGGAGGUGGAGGCUGAAGCCACCCAGAGAGCCAUCACCAUCGCCCACGCUGUCAACUGCCCGCUCUAUGUUGUCCACGUCAUGAGCAAGUCUGCCGCUAAGGUGGUGUCCAACGCACGCAGAAAUGGCCGUGUGGUGUUUGGAGAGCCCAUAGCAGCAGGACUAGGUACAGAUGGCACCCACUGCUGGCACAAAGACUGGGCCCACGCUGCCAAGUUCGUCAUGGGCCCACCUCUGAGGCCCGACCCCAGCACCCCGGGAUACCUUAUGGACCUACUGGCAAAUGAUGACCUCAGCGUGACUGGGACAGACAACUGCACAUUCUCUGUGUGUCAGAAAGCCCUGGGCAAAGACGACUUUACAAAGAUCCCCAAUGGAGUCAACGGAGUGGAGGACAGGAUGUCUGUCAUUUGGGAGAAGGGCGUUCAUAGCGGAAAAAUGGACGAGAAUCGAUUUGUAGCUGUCACCAGCAGCAAUGCAGCGAAAAUCUUCAACUUCUACCCCCAGAAGGGAAAGAUCGCUAAGGGAUGUGAUGCUGAUGUGGUCAUAUGGGACCCUGAGGCAACCAGGAAGAUCUCUGCAGCUACGCACCACCAGGCUGUGGAUUACAACAUCUUUGAGGGCAUGGAAUGCCACGGUGUUCCCGUGGUGACCAUCUCCAGAGGGAAGGUGGUCUAUGAGAGAGGUCAGCUGAAGACCCAGCCAGGACAGGGCCGCUUUGUCCCCAGACAGCCCUACGCAGAGUUCAUCUACAAACGAGUCAACCAGAGGGAACAGGUGGGACAGCCUAGUCCUGUAAUCAGGAAGCCCUAUGAUGGUGAAAUCAUCGCCAUAUAAAGGAAUGGAUCUCAUCAUGCAAGAGACUGUUUAGCUCAGGAUCUACAUGCAAAACGUUCGGUGAAUUGUGUUAUGCUGGACCAUGAUAAAAUGCAUGUUUGUUUGAAUGCAGAUGCCAGUCAAUGUUUUGAUGCUGAUGAUAUUAUGUUGCCAAACUAUUUUGUCUACCCUUACUUCCGUGUUAAAGUAUGAAGCGCACAGUGUUUCACAUUGAAAGCUCAUAUCCACUUGAGCUGACAUCCACAGCGUUUACCAUGAACAUGAGCUUCACAAACUCUGGGGAAAAUUGUGUGUAGUUCAGCGCGCAGUGCUGCAAUGUGCUUGGCCUUUGUAAAAAAGGCCCAGUGCUGUUGUCACACAGCAUCACAUUACACAUUGGGAUUGUCUCCUACUGGGCAUUCUGGCAUGCUGGCGUGGUACUGAGCCACUGGGGCUCUGCAGACAUAAUGUGAGUUUAUCAGAGGGAACGCUAGGGGUCAGUGGCAGCAGUGUGUGAGUCACAGUCGGCCCACUCAUCUCUGUGCCUUCUCCUUCACUCUGUCUCCUCUUUCACUGUGCCUUCUCCUUCACUGUGCCUUCUCUUUCACUGUGCCUUCUCCUUCCCUCUGCCUUCUCUUUCACUGUGCCUUCUCCUUCACUCUGCCUUCUCCUUCACUCUGCCUUCUCUUUCACUGUGCCUUCUCCUUCACUCUGCCUUCUCUUUCACUGUGCCUUCUCUGUCACUCUGCCUUCUCCUUCACUCUGCCUUCUCUUUCACUGUGCCUUCUCCUUCACUCUGCCUUCUCUUUCACUGUGCCUUCUCUGUCACUCUGCCUUCUCCUUCACUCUGCCUUCUCUUUCACUGUGCCUUCUCCUUCACUCUGCCUUCUCUUUCACUGUGCCUUCUCCUUCACUCUGCCUUCUCUUUCACUGUGCCUUCUCCUUCACUCUGCCUUCUCCUUCACUCUGCCUUCUCUUUCACUGUGCCUUCUCCUUCACUCUGCCUUCUCCUUCACUCUGCCUUCUCUUUCACUGUGCCUUCCCCUUCACUCUGCCUUCUCCUCCUUCACUCUGCCUUCUCCUUCACUCUGCCUUUUCUUUCACUGUGCCUUCUCUCAGUAACAGACCUGGGUUAAAAUAGUAUACAUUUUCUUUCAAACACUUACACUGCACUUUACUGAGUUGACCUGCCUGGCACAAUUGAGCAAUGACAUGUACAAUUGUGCUAUUAGGCAACAUUUUUCACAUGAUCCUUUAUCUUCAUAUACAGUGGGGUCUGACAUUAUUGAAGCCCUUGAUAAAGAUGAGCAAAAAUAAUUAAAUCAUUCAUAUACUGUGCUCCCCAAUUUAAAAAAAAAUUCUAUUAUUUUAUACUAAUACACUUGCUGAAGAGAAAAGGUAAGGGUAAAAAUGAUUGACACCCCGGUUUUCAAUACCUUUCAAUAUCUCACCUUGCCAGGAUAACGGCACUGAGCUUUUUUCUAAAAUAUUUAAUGAGUUGGAGAACACAUUGGGAGCGAUCUUAGACACUUCCUGCAUACAGAAUCCUUUCAGAUCCUUGAUAUCCUUAGUCUGCGUGUCACGUUCUGACCUUAGUUCUUAUAUUAUGUCUUUGUUUUAGAAUGGUCAGGGCGUGAGUUGGGUGGGUUGUCUAUGUUCUUUUUUCUAUUGAUUUAGGAUUGCUGUGUUCGGCCUGGUAUGGUUCUCAAUCAGAGGCAGCUGUCAAUCAUUGUCCCAGAUUGAGAGUCAUACUUAGGGAGCUUGGUUACACUUUUUCCGUGUUAGUGUUGGUGCCACACGGGACUGUUUCGGUUUGAUAACUUCACGUUUAUUGUUUUGUUCAGUGUUCGUUACUUUAUUAAAAAACAUGAACACUUACCACGCUGCGCUUUGGUCCUCACCUUCUUCCACCGACGACGACCGUUACACUGCGCUUAUGAACUGCCCUCUUCAAUUCAAACCACGUUUUCAGAUGGGGUUCAUGUCUGAGAUUGCCAUUGCAAAAUGUCGAUUUUUGUAGACAAUUAACUAUUUCUUUGUGGAUUUUGAUGAGUGCUUUGGGUUAUUGUCUUGCUAAACGAUCCACUUGAGGUCAAGUUUCAGCCUCCUGUCAGAGGCAACAAGGUUUUAGGCUAAAAUGUCCUUGUACUGGGUAAGGAUCAUGAUGGCAUUGACCUUAACAAGGGCCCCUGGACCAGUUGAGGCAAAAUAGCCCCAUAACAUCAAAGAUCUAUCACCAUAUUUUACAGUGGGUAUGGGGUGCUUUUCUGCUUAUGCAUUCUCAUUUAUUAGCUCUAUUUUCAUGUCAUCCAACAAAUGUAAAUGCCUGGAGUUUGCUAAAAUGGCAUUGGCAAUUGGAUUGGAACCAGUGCUUUGGUCAGAUGACAAAAAAAAUAGAGCUCUUUGGCCGGGCACGCCAGUUGUGGGUUUCGCGUCGAAAGAAGAAUUUGCCACAAAAAUCAACAUUUUGCAAUUGCCAACUCAGUUUCCGGACUUGAAACCCAUUGAAAACAUGUGGUUUGAAAUUAUUAGUGCAGUCCAUAGGAGCAGACUUAGGAUAUCAAGUAUCUGGAAGUAUUCUGUAUUGAGAAAUGGUUUAAGAUCCCUCUCGAUGUGUUCUCCAACUCAUAAAACAAUUUGGAAAAAGGCUCAGUGCCAUUAUUAUUGUAACGCUCGUCGGAAGAAGUGGACCAAGGUGCAGCGUGGUACGUGUUCAUGAUUCUUUAAUUCAUCCGAACACCAACAAAAACAACAACGACCGUCACGUUCUGAAGGCUACACAGAGCUAACAAAAACCAACAUCACACAACCUAAGGUGGCAAAACAGGCUGCCUAAGUAUGAUUCCCAAUCAGAGACAACGAUAGACAGCUGUCCCUGAUUGAUAACCAUACCCGGCCAAAACAUAGAAACACAAAAACGAGAAAUAAGGAACAUAGAAUGCCCACCCAAAUCACACCCUGACCAAACCAAAUAGAGACAUAAAAAGGCUCUCUAAGGUCAGGGCGUGACAAUUCUUGCAAGGUGAGAUAUUGAAAGGUAUUGUUAACAGGGGUGUCAAUAUUUUUUACCCCUAACUCUUUGAGAAAAAAAUUAUAUUACUUGUUAAACACAAUUGUUCUCUCAGCAAUUGUAUUAGUAUAAAUAAUAUAAUUUCCCAAUUUUUUGGAGUAUAGAAUGUAGCUCAGUAUUUUAAUUAUUUAUUUUAUGCAGUCAUAAUUUUGAACCCCACUGUAAAUACCUUGAGACAAAAUAAUCUGGUAAAUGUCAUAUUUCAACGUUACGGAAGCUUAGAGGGGUACGUCUCCUGACUGACUGUCAGCAUUCUGUGAAGGGGGAUGUGUCACUGUCAGGACCCACUACAAUCACCGUGGUAGAUGCGCAUUGUGGCGUCUGGAUAUAAUGCUAAUGGGGUGUGACUAAACACCAAGUGCAUGAUGGGAACUGAAUAGUGGCGUGCACAUUUAGGGAAGGUCUGGUUUGCGUGAUGAUGUCAGCAAAACUGUCCCUGUCGUUUUUGAUCGACAUUAAACAACUGAAACAGA
Oncorhynchus mykiss (rainbow trout) is the source of this 5361-nucleotide messenger RNA. It is a transcript of the gene dpys, whose product is annotated as dihydropyrimidinase. NCBI's taxonomy places the organism in Eukaryota, Metazoa, Chordata, Actinopteri, Salmoniformes, Salmonidae. Gene Ontology annotation, molecular function: dihydropyrimidinase activity. Gene Ontology annotation, biological process: pyrimidine nucleobase catabolic process. Gene Ontology annotation, cellular component: cytoplasm; cytosol. The record is from RefSeq and is a predicted model, not a curated record.